AGGAUAAAGUAACUAGGAGGAGAUCAGGCUAUCGAUCCCAAAUCACCCUCCUUUCUUUAUAUAGUUCUUAGGACACCAGCACUCCACGUCUCACCCCUUAUUUUCCUGGACAUUCUGAGUGUGAACUCCAGUUUUAGAUCAUCCCUAGGGAACUACUGUUGCUGUUGUGCAAAGACGUUUCCUAAAAGGAGAGCUUUCCCAGAGGUGCCAUUGCCACCAGAUCAAGGUCACCACUGCUGAGCUUCUGCCAUACAGAGACAUGGCUUGGGCCUCCAGCAUUGAUGCAUUCUUUAAGAAUUUUAAGAGGGAAAGCCAAAUCCUCUCUGAGGAAACCAUCACCUUGAUUACAUCCCACAUUCAGAAAAAGAACCUCCAGGAGGCACUUUCUGUCAUCCACAAUGCACUGAAAGACAUCGAGAACGCCCCCCUGAACAUUGCUGUAACAGGGGAGACUGGGACAGGGAAAUCCACCUUCAUCAAUGCCCUGAUGGGGAUGGGGCAGGAAGACGAAGGUGCAGCCCCCACUGGGGUAACUGAGACAACCAUGGAGAGAAUGCCAUACCCACACCCAAAGCUUCCUCGGGUGACAAUAUGGGACCUGCCUGGCAUUGGGUCCACUAAAUUCCCACCACAAAACUACCUAACAAAAAUGAAGUUUGCUGAGUAUGACUUCUUUGUUAUCAUCUCUGCUUUACGCUUCAAAGAAAAUGAUGCACAACUAGCAAAAGCCAUUGAAAUGAUGAAGAUGAAUUUCUACUUUGUCCGAACAAAGAUAGAUAAUGACAUAUAUAAUGAAAAGAAAAGUAAACCUAGAACUUUCAGUAAGGAGAAUGUCCUGAUGAAAAUUCAAGAUGACUGUUCAAAGCAUCUCAAGGCAGCCCUCUCCAGUGUACCUCAAAUCUUCUUGGUCUCUAACUUUGAUGUGUCUGAGUAUGACUUCCCAAAGCUGCAAUCUACCCUAUUGGGUGAGCUCCCAGCCCACAAGCGCUACAUUUUCAUGCUGUCCUUAAACAAUGUUACUGAGGCCACCAUUAAUCUCAAGAGAGAUUCCCUGAAGCAGAAAGUCUUCCUAGAAGCCCUGAAGGCUGGCGCAUUGGCCAUCAUUCCAUUGGUUGGCAUGAUCAGGGAUGAGUUACAGGAUCUGAAUGAAACAUUCAAUCUCUACAGGUCUUACUUUGGGCUGGAUGAUGCCUCAUUGGAAAACAUUGCUAAAGAUUUUAACAUGUCUGUGGAUGAACUCAAGGUACAUCUUCGCUUUCCAAAUUUGUUUGCAGAAGGCAACAAUGUAUCCUUAGGGGAAAAACUAUUGAAUUAUAUUGAACUCAUUUCCUCAUUAACUGGUGGUCCAUUGGCUGCUAGGUUUUACUACAGAAAGACUUAUUAUCUGCAAAAUCUCUUUCUUGAUGCUGCAGCAAAUGACGCCAAAGCUCUUCUUAAUAGGGAAGAUCUUUUUGAAGAGAAGGUGGGACCAUACAUAUCUAAGGCUCCCGAUUACUGGGAAUGAUGGACAAUGAGACACAAACUCCAAUCAGUGUUUACUUCUGACUGCUUUGAACAUUGAGUCAUAACCUACUCCUGAGUAACAGACCUUGUCUGUGGAGCCAAAGAGUUCAUCCUUUUCCUCAUCCUGAGCCAGAACACUGUGGCAAGUGCUCAAGUUGCUGUAGUAGUAGAAGUAGAGCCAUCAACAUUUUACAAAUGCAUGAGGAAACCUCAUUUACAAUAAAAAUCGUAUGUAAAAAAACACCCAUGAUAAUAUGGAUUUGAUUUGCAGUUUUGUGAUCAAGUGAAUCUUGGAUCUUUUACCCCUGUGAAAGUCUUCACACACUUUUGCACUCUUAGAGCCAGGCCUGCUUUGUCACAUUGCUUUGAAGGCAUCUGGUGCCCAACACUGUUGCAGGGGACAAGUCCAAGUGGAUAGCCUCUUGGGGAAUGUGGCAAGAGAUCCAGGAGCCAGGUGAAAAGCAAAAGUCAACUUCUUUAUUGAAGGUAUGGGCAGGAGAUCCAGGAGUGAUGGCAAGCUGGAAUAAUUUAUUGUCUCUCUCUCUUUCAUUGGCUCAGGCCAUCAUGAUGUCAGCGGUCUCCAGGCCUCGAGGCAGACUUUAGUCUGGCUCAAGAGGAGGUUGACUGGCCUGAAGCUAGUUGUUAACCUCCUUCUAUACAACACUGUGUAGACAAACACACCUCCUCUAGAGGUGUGAGCCCCACACAGGAGGCAUACAACAGGCAGGGACUGUGACCAUUAGCCAAGUUCCAUCCAGGAGGAGCUUGGGAAAAACAAAAAAGUAAACACAUCUGUAGAUCCUCUUGGUCCACACAAAUAAAGGUACAUAUUUCAUAUUCUUCCCUAGCCAAUCUGAGUGAAUUGGAAAUUCACACUAUGUGAUUGGCAACUGAAACUUUAAUUAUUAACUGUCUCUCCUUGUAAUUUCACUCAUUAGGAAAAUAAGAAAAAAAAUCUGCUUGAAUGCUUUUCUCAAAUCUCCCAGGGUACUAUUGGUACUUGCUGUCAUUUGAACUGGGCCAGAAUGUAGCCCAGUUUCACUACUCUGUUGACCAUUCAUCUCUAUUAUGGAAUUUUCAGACAGUAUGACAGAAUGUGCAAUGGGCAUGAGAACCCUAUGACAGAUUACCUUGAUUAUUUUAUUUUGUUAUAUUUCAUUAUAAAGGAAGAACCAUCUUUCUUUACACAUAGUUCUUUAUUGAUUUUUGGGGGGAUUUCCAACCCAUAUCACUUCCCAGUCCCUCCUUAUCUGCCCCUCACUUCUGUAGCAUCCCCUACAAAAGAUACCAGCCAAAUUAAUUAAAAACAAACAGAAACCAUUUGCCUCUCCCUCUUUCCCAUCUCUCUAAUACCACUUCAUUUGACAUAGCAGCUUUGGAAGAUGUGGUGUGUCCCACCCUUUUGUCUAAUGGACUUGAAAAUGUCCAUUGCAAUGAGCCAUUGGUCCAGUUCAAGGCCUCUGGCACACCAUCAUCACUGCACCCUCACAGAAACUCCUCUUGCUUAUCCUGCCAUUCCCUGAGUCUUGGAGAACC
This is a messenger RNA of Phodopus roborovskii (desert hamster), 3039 nucleotides long. RefSeq names its product T-cell-specific guanine nucleotide triphosphate-binding protein 2. Gene Ontology annotation, molecular function: GTP binding; GTPase activity. Gene Ontology annotation, cellular component: endoplasmic reticulum membrane. NCBI's taxonomy places the organism in Eukaryota, Metazoa, Chordata, Mammalia, Rodentia, Cricetidae. Bases 260 to 1504 code for a protein of 414 amino acids. Gene Ontology annotation, biological process: defense response; cellular response to interferon-beta. The record is from RefSeq and is a predicted model, not a curated record. The transcript has 2 exons.